Messenger RNA from Pyrus x bretschneideri (Chinese white pear), 849 nucleotides. RefSeq lists its product as uncharacterized. Bases 14 to 817 code for a protein of 267 amino acids. NCBI's taxonomy places the organism in Eukaryota, Viridiplantae, Streptophyta, Magnoliopsida, Rosales, Rosaceae. The transcript has a single exon. The record is from RefSeq and is a predicted model, not a curated record.
CAUUUGAUACGCCAUGGAAGAUGUACUGACUGAGAUUCCGCCGCCAUCGAGGUUCUUUCAGGAAGAUCUAAACAACUUCACACCUCCGUCACCGCCCCUUCCCUCUCCCUUCCUCUUGUUCGCUCAAAAUCCUAAUGGAGCGGCCGCAGAGAUGCCUCUCCGCCCCUCUCUCCUCAUCGUUGCCCUAUCCUCCCCAUCCCUCCACCUCUUCCACAAUGUGUCCUACAAAACCUUGAUCAGAACCCUAAUCCUCCCGGAAACCCCCUUCUCCGGCAACUCAAUCGACCCCUCUCUCAAAGACAAGUCCUGCAACAUCUACUCCCUCCCAAACCCCCAAACCCCUGAAUCCCCAACCCUCCUCGUUUCCUUCCAGUGCCCGAUCGCCGCCGAGAGAUGCCACGCCGUGGCCAAGCUGCUCACUUCUCACCAGAUCGCCCCCCAGAGGGUCCUGAUUCUCGACUCGGUCCAGACCCUCAACUUCCGAGGCAAGCUUUCGAAGGACGAGGCGGCAGCGUUCAAGCUGGAGACCACCGCGGAAAGAAAGGCGCCGUCUUUGAAGCUGGAAUAUUUCGCGUCUGCCAGCGUCGUGGAUGGGCUGGGCGCGGCGCUGUUGGCGGCGUGCGAAAUCAAGAACAUCAGGGCGGCGCUCUGCGUGACUUGGCCGCAACUCGGAGCUUUGGUGCUGUCCCUGAUCAGGUCCCACAUCUUCCCAGCCCUUGAUUUGGAAUUGAGCAUUGAUUCUGGUGGUGAGGAUUAUGUGAUUUUAGGGCAAGAUAAGGAUCACCAUCAUCCUUUGGAUUCCGAUUUGUAUACUUGACAUGUUUAUUGAGUCUACGCUUUCUUCGCUCA